Molecule: messenger RNA, 2090 nt
Organism: Cicer arietinum (chickpea)
Lineage: Eukaryota; Viridiplantae; Streptophyta; Magnoliopsida; Fabales; Fabaceae
Product: probable myosin-binding protein 5
Molecular function (GO): myosin binding
Source: RefSeq, a predicted model, not a curated record
CAUGCACAUGAAGGAAGAGAAACGCACAGAAAGGUUAUGAUCUUAUCCUAAACAAGGUCAUGAUCUUUCCUUCCAUAUUGCAAACUUCUCAAAUAUUGCACCAACAAAAAAAUUCACCAACACAUUAGAUUGCAUAAAGUUUGGUUUUUCCUUAUCCUUUGCAUUGUACUUGUUGUUUGGUCUUAAAAGGUAAAAACAGAAAAACAAACAUAUAAAUAAAAAAAGAAGAAGAACCAACAUGUCUAAUAGAUCAUUUACUCGUUUUGUUAAGCAAAAGAUGGGAAAUUUUCCACACUUUGUGUUGUGCAUGGUGCUUGAAUGGGUGUUGAUAAUUUCACUUUUUCUUGAUGGGUUUAUAGCAUUUUUCACCACUGAGUUUGCAAGGUACUUCGAAUUGGAUAUCCCUUGUUGGCUAUGUGCGCGGAUGAACCAUGUUUUGGCUCAGAAAACUCCUGGUUUUUAUUACAACAAUUCCAUAUGCGACGCUCACAAGAAAGACGUUUCGUCUAUGGCAUUUUGUCACAAUCACAAUAAGCUUUCUGAUUUAAGGAAGAUGUGUGAAGGGUGUUUGCUUUCUUUUGCAACUCAGAAGGAAUCAGAUUGUGAUACAUAUAAGUCUCUUGUGGGGGUUCUGAAUAAGAAUCUUGAGUGUUUUGUUGAGGAUGGUGAAGACAACAUUCAAUUGAGUUUGAAGGAUGAAGAGGUUGUUUCGCAGGAUGAGAAAAGUAGUAUUCAGAGGUGUUCAUGCUGUGGAGCACCAUUGAAACUCAAGUCUUCCAUCUCAAAAGGCAAGAAUUCAGGCUCAUUUUUAAAAGCUCCGGCCGCUUCACCACGAGCUCAUCCGUUUGUCACGUCAAAAUAUGAAGAAUCUCGUGGUCUGGAAUCGCCUCGCACCCCAUAUGCGAAAAAAGAUUCAGAGCUUACACAGAAUGAGGAUGGCAACAACCUGAAAAAACAGAAUAGUAAAUUAAAGGAAGUACUCAAAGGCACCUCUCUAUUGACAGGAUCCGAGGAUAUAAACGUAGAAUCGCCGAAAACCCCACCUUUUCCAUGGAGCAACAGGUUCUCUGGAGUCCCACUUACAGAUUCUCCAAUCAACAGUCCAAAAUGGUCCUCUGGGCUCAUGAAGAAAUCGCCACUAGAAAAGACAGAAUAUGCUUCCGACUCUAAUGAAUGGAGUUGUCAAAAUGAAGAAGAUGAUGCCGUCUUAAACAAUUUGAAGAGGCAAGUUCGUUUGGAUCGCAAGUCGCUCAUGGCUUUGUACAUGGAGCUUGAUGAAGAAAGAAGUGCUUCAGCUGUUGCUGCCAACAAUGCAAUGGCCAUGAUCACCCGCUUACAGGAAGAGAAGGCGGCUUUGCAGAUGGAUGCUUCUCAGUAUCAAAGAAUGAUGGAGGAACAAAUAGAGUAUGAUGAAGAAGUCCUGCAAGAAACUAAUGAUUUGCUUCUCAAACUAGAGGAAGAAGUCAGAACUUUAUAUACCGAAUUGGAGAUUUACAGAGAUAAACAUGGAUACUUGACAGAAGAUGAUAUUAAGGCUCAUGGUGGCAGCAACAGAUUUCCAUCAAGGUCAACUGAAGGUGAGGAUAAUGCAGAAAAAGACCUCGAUAUUCAUCAACCCUCUUCGGCGAGGGCAGAAAACGGAGGGGGAAAGCUCAAGGAGUCGCUAAAAGAUUUUAGAAUGGAGAGAACUUAUCUUCUUGGUAGGAUGAAGAAAAUGGAAAGUGGAACUCUCUCGGCAGAGAAUGGAAUCUGAGACAGUAGUACUACUUUAAUGUUGUCCUUUAAGGUGCAAGAUACACAAUCACAGUCUGACUCACUCUUAUUGAGUAUGCUCAACUCAAAUGGUUAGAACCACAAUAGUUUGAUUUUGUGUCGAAGACUCUGAGUUAUUAGAUACUAGAUGCAUGCGAAGCGCGGGGGGUAAAAUUAUUCGAUCUCACUGCUGUAAGAUAUUUGCAAUCCUUGGGAUGAGAAUGCCUUGGAAGUUUCAAGGUGUGAUAGCAUUCCCAUUACUAGGCCUGUAGUAAUCUUUGCUAGGAUAAUUUGGACUUACCUGUGUGAAUUUUAAAUGUUUAUAUGAUUAUUUUCAA